AUGGCGGAUUGUGUACAGAAAAUGUUAUCGAGAGAAGAAUCGCCCAAAAAAGAAGARAAAGCGACACUUGAAGGAGAGAAUAUCAAAGAUGAACAACAGAAUAAGCCCGCCAAAACGACCUUUAGCUGGACAGGGAAAAGGAAGUCMGAUCCUUUGGAUGGUAAACCUCUUCUUGGCGCAAAAGGUGGAAGUGGAAUAACUAUAAAACUUGCAUCUGAUGCAAAGAAAAAGAAGCAGGAGCCCAUUGUACAAAAGAAAGCUGGAAGUGUGGCUGCCAUUUUUGGUGAUGAGAGUGAUGAGGAAGAAGAAAUACCACCAGAAGCUAAGAUGAGAAUGCGUAACAUUGGAAGGGACACUCCAACCUCAUCAGGUCCUAAUUCAUUUAAUAAAGGAAAACGUGGAUUUACACAUCAUGGAAAAGUGUUUGAAAAAAAGUUAAAGGAAAUGAAACCGCCUUAACAAUGAUAAAUAAUUUAAUGUAAAUAUCCACUCUGGCAUUUUAAAGAUAUUUGAAUUUAUA
Exaiptasia diaphana is the source of this 520-nucleotide messenger RNA. RefSeq names its product PEST proteolytic signal-containing nuclear protein. Bases 1 to 459 code for a protein of 152 amino acids. The transcript has 5 exons. The record is from RefSeq and is a predicted model, not a curated record. Gene Ontology annotation, biological process: proteasome-mediated ubiquitin-dependent protein catabolic process; protein ubiquitination. Gene Ontology annotation, cellular component: nucleus. Lineage: Eukaryota; Metazoa; Cnidaria; Anthozoa; Actiniaria; Aiptasiidae.